UUUUUCAGUGGAGUACAAUGUCACGUGUUCACCUAAGUGGAUGAUAGUGACAGUGAGUGUGAAUUCAACGUCAGCUCAAGUCUAUCUCGAAAAACUGAAAAUGUAUCCCGGUUGUGAACCGGAAAAAGUCGAAGAGACUUUUGUGUUUAAGCUGCCUUUAGACAACAUCUACACCUGCGGCACCACGAGGAUGCUCAAUAAAUUAACGGGUGUGCGAAUAUACUAUCACAGAUUAAUAGUAGAAGAACCUCAAGAAGAACUCCAGAUGAUUCUUGUCACGUGUAACAUACCCCCCACCCACAACACUUCAGACUCAGAAAUAAUAUCUCGGACGAGGAGGAACGUUUUCCCAGAAAAUUUCGUCGAACCUGACUAUAUCAACAUCACAGAUUACAUCGUAGCGAGAGCGCCAGUGCCCUUUCUAAACUUGGCAGUUAGACAGCACGGUAAAAUCUUGGAUACAACACUCAAUGUCCAGCCAGGAACUCCUCUGGAGAUGCUAAUUUAUUUGGACAGGAACAGCGCUGAUACGUAUGGCUUAUUGGCAAGUUACUUGAAAGUCACCGACAGUACACCUGAUCAGGAAGAAGUCAUCAUUAUGAAUGGGUGUUCCAUUGAUCCAUACAUUUUCGGAAAUUUUCAGUCUCUCGAGAAUGGAGACGCUCUCUCGGCAAAAUUUAGAGCGUUCAAAUUUCCAGACGCCAAUUAUGUUCUCUUUGUUGGUACCGUCAGCGUCUGUUUACAAGAGUGCAGGGGGGUACCUUGUGGCAACGGCCAGCUUGGUUACGGAAGACGGCGGCGACGUUCCAUUCCUACAGAUCUGCCACCUGAUCCCAACAAAGUGUUCGAAGUAGAGAUGACAACAUUCCUCAAAGUAGAAUAUACUGAGGAACAUUUCACAUUAAAUAAAGGUUCCUUGAAAAGUGAUUUUGAGUCACAGCAGAAGUCCCAACAGGAAAAUGUCAGUUACACUUCUACAAAUGAAGUAGCGGCACUCUACGGCAACAGCGGAACUUCUCUUUUCUCACGGAACUUAUCUAGAGUCAUCACGAUCAUCUUCUCGCUAAGUUACAUAUGCUGGAUGAGCAAUGUCUGGAAGUGAAACUGAACUUCACUUUCUCUCUACUAUCGCCAAUUCUAAAACUCUAACCUUAACGGGUUACAUGGACUCAUAACCACAUAAAACCACCAAACAGGCAGCGUUAAGUUACGUUCAAGAGGUGUCUGAAUCACAUUUCACGAGUAAUUACAAAUCUACCGAUAAUAAAGUAAGGGGUGAGAGAGUUACUUAUGAAUACGUUCACACAUUUCAAAAGCGAAAUAUUUCCGGUGCGCUAAAUAGAUACCUAGAGUUUUGAGUCUUUAGAUGGUGAAUGCGUAAUACUCAUUUAUGCUUUCGAAUUGGAACAUUUGUUAAAACACCGCUGUCUAUGUAUACAUAAAAUUGAUUCUAAAUAUAUCGUAUCAUUGAGCACUUGGCUCUAAAAAUCACGGCUUAUUUAAGGUUGCACUAAAACUCAAUAAUCUAAAAUGUUUCACAACCGAAGUUCAACUAAUGUUUGUAAUAUGUUUUUUUAUACUUAAUACACUUGUCGAGAAAGAAUCAAUGAAUUGGCUACAUUUGAAAGAUUUUAUAACAUUUAGCUAUUCGUAAAAGAGUCUCUUCAAUAUUUUAAGAAACUUCAUAACUGAAUAAGGAAAUAAUUAGAACUUUUAUUUCCAUUUCGAAAUGGGUUAGCCAAUAACACUGACAGGCAACAAUAUGCUGAUUUUUUCUUGAAUCAGUAAUUGUAAAACAAUCAAACUGUUAUAAAUCGUAAAUUAAAUUCGAGAGUGUGCUCAGUAUUUUAGAAACUGAUAUUAACAGUAAAUCCUGAAGUAACAAGAGAUUCCAUUUCUACUUCAAAACUUGUUAAGGCACUUUCUGGAAGUUAAGGCAGUAAUUGGAAGGCAGUUUCUGGCAGUAUGCCAGAAUAUUUUGGUUUCCUAAUUGGCUCAUAAGUCAGUAAACACUGCAGUUAUUCUAAAUUGGAAAAUAAAUUGGAAUGAUUGCCCAGUAUUUUAGAUACUGCUAUUAAUAAUAAAUUGUUAAAUGAGAGCUUCCAUUUCUAACUAUCCAAUAAUAUUGGUAGGGUACAAUAUAUAGAUUUCAUAUUUGGUUCAUAAAUUAUAAAACACUCCUUUUAGUUUAAACUGUAAACGUAAUUAUAAUUGCGAAUUAAAGUAAUAUUAUAAGUAAAUCGUAAAAUAACUAGAGCUUCCAUUUGUAUUUCCAAACGAAUUUUCCAAUAAUAUCGAUUGGCCAGAAUAUGUUGAUUUCCUUCUUUGAUCAUAAAUUAUAAAAUAAUUUUAUUGUCCUAAAUUAUAAAGUAAAUUAAACUAAUAUUAUUGGUAAAUGAUGAAACUAGAGCUUCCAUUUCUACUUCGAAACGAAUUAUACAAUAAUACUGGUAGGCCGGAAUAAGUUGAUUUUCCACGCGCCUACUAAAUUACAAACACUAUAAUUAUUCUUAAUUGUAAACUGCAACUCGUAAAUUUGUUUCGAAGGUGUCGUUAACGUUUUAGAAACUUAAUAUUUCUCAUCAUGAAGUAUGUAGAACUUCCAUUUCGAUUUCGAUAUGGAUUAUAUAUUAAUAUCGGUAGACCUUGAAUACUUUGAGUUUUUUUUUUUUUUUUGCCACAUAAAUUGCGAAACAUUAAAAUUACUUUAAAAUAUAAAUCGCAUUAACAGUACUGUAUAAUUACCAUAGCAGUAUAUUAAAAAUUGCAUACGUAUUCACAAACACAUAUUUAUACUUUUCACAACAGCUAAAGCAUUUUAUGAGCACAUUACUACUAUUAAAUUAUAAUAUUAAUUUUAAACAAAACAUUAAAACUUCUUCAGUCUGCGGUUUUUACAUUCCCGUUAAAUUUUAUUAAUUAAUUUUCUUAACGAAAAGAUAGCAAUUUCUGAAUCGAUAAACUUGAAACAUACGUCUCAAAAAUACAAAUUGUAUUUCAACAUCCCAUACAUCCCAUUUAGGGCAUUUUGAGUUUUGACAUCUACAGUAUCUUUUGUAUCAUCUACAGUAGUUUGGAAAAAAAAUAUUAAUCAUGCAUAAUUUAUGAUCGGAAAUUUGCUACAAAGUUUAGUGAUUAAUUAUUUUAUUUAUAUCAGAAUUACGAAUGAUUUUUCUUUAUUCUUUACAACAUUUUCUUAUUUUCAUUAUAUUAUUUUAGCAUUAUUUUUUAACCUGUAAAGGAUUUUUGGUUUUCAUUUAAAGUUAAUUAAAUUCAUUGGAAGUUAGUAACAAAAUGCUUUUAAUUUCUUUUUAAAAGAAGUAGGUAUUACGGAUUAUUUUAAGCAAAGAUACCGAUUUGUUGAAACCACUUUCGACUUUCAUUUAUCUAAACUUUUGAUUUUUUAAACAGUAUUAACUCCCUGGUUAUGUCUGGUAACGUAUUUCAAGAAUAAGGAAUCGUGUUAAGUAUAAUAAAUAAAGUUAGAAAAGGUAAUUGUUUAGAAGAAAUGGUGUAAUUUAAUGCAAGAGCUUCAUAGCCAGUUAGAUUUUAGGUUUAAAUUUCCAAAAUUAGAUACGUGAUGACGUACAAAUGAAAGAAUCUAUCUAAAAGGAAAAAUCUUAAAAAAUGAAGUUUCAAAACACACAAUAGGCGCCGCCUAAUGUGAUCACGUUUAUAGUGGCUAUUUUGAUAACAUUAAACGAGGAGAAAAAAUGUCUUUCGAAACAGAAUUGCAAUAUAGCUAAUUAAUCAUAACUAUAUUUAGAAAUAUAUAAAUGGGUACUUUAACAUAAUUUUAAUGAGGAAAAUGUAAACGUCUCAUUCAUGAACUAUUCAUAUUCUAAAACUUAUUAGAUCAAUGCUAUCGAAAUAAUCGAACAGCAUCCAUCUUUAAAAACAUAAAAUUAAAAAUGCAAGAGUAAAAUUUAAAAUUAGGGGGAAUCUUAAUUUAGCGUAGAUAUUUCCAGAGAAUGUUUUUUUCCGUACGAAUUUUAAAUGGUCGAUUAAAAUCCAAACCGAGCAUUUUGGAGAUUUAAUCCCUUACUUGACGACAAUUCUCUGACAUUUGGCAAUUUUUUUAUCUUAUUUUGACCUUAUUUUACGACUUUACGUCAGUUUAAAGCAAAUAGUCUCGAAACACGACUUUUGCGUUGUUUUAGUUCAUCCGGAAAAACGUAAGAUAUUAUUCCUUCAUAUUUAAUCUGUCUGAUAUUAAUUAACACUCUAAAAUAUUUAAAAUAGUUAGAUGCAUUUCUUAAGAAUAUUAUAUUUUCUAAUUUUUAAUAUGAUUGAUUUAAACAAAAAAAUGAAUUAAAUUCCUUAUAUACCUAAUUCAAAACAUCAAAUUUUAGAGAAUGAUAUUACUUACACUCUCCCUUUUUAAAUAUGCAGAAGAUAUAUAUAACGUUCCAUUGUUAGUCUAAAUACAUAUUCAUCCAGUAGCCUAUAAAAUGUUUCGGCCUUCUACCUAAGCCUUCUUCAUCGAUAAAGUUAACUGAUAAACAUUUUUUGUAUAAUGCAUUGAUUAUAAUAACCGAACUAAUAAUCAAAAAUCUGAAGCAGCAUUGUAUUUUUCAUCUUUUGGCAUGCAAGAGGACUGGACUUCAUAACUAUAUAACAAUAUCCGAACGACAGCAUUAACCGCAAUUAUAUUAAGCGGAGCAGCCUGUUGAGGCUUUUUUUUAUUAUUGUCUUUGAUUUGUUUUACCAAUCUGAAAACAAUUUAGUAUAACCUCAGUUAGAUAUUAUUUACAUCAAAAGGAUAUGGAGACUAGUUUUCACAAAGUUAAAAUCCUCUUACUACUUGCUUCCAAACCUCUGCUUGUUAUUUAGAUAUUUGAGUAUAAAACAUUGAUAAAACAAUGUGCUAAGAAAAGUGUUUUCAUCAAGAUAAAAUUCCUCGCGGAAGAUAAUUUCACAGUUUCAGUGUGGUUGCCUUUAUUUAGCUGUUAAGUAUUUAAUUUUAGCUUAUAAGUAAAAACAAACUACCGUUAUUCAAUUUUUACUAUUUAAUAUUAUUUUAUAUAUGUUUCUUAAUUUAUAAAGCAUAAGAAUAUGCAAAUACGUUUUUCUCUUCUUUUGGAAAUCAGUCUUGUUUCUAAUAUAUUAAAAGCAAUAAUAUAGACUACACAUUAUGCAGUUUAUUGCAAUCUAAGACAAAAAUGUAGUUAUAGUAUACGUUUGUAUAAAAAACGUUAUUCAAUCAAAAUGAGAACAUCUGUAAUAAACCUUAAGUGUAUUUUUAGUAUUAAAAUAAUAAAUUAUUAUAUAUAUUUUAAGUUAUAUAUUAUUUAUAUAGUUUCAAUUUUACGCGUUUGUGAAGUAAACUAAAUCUUUGUUCUAUUCCAAUUAAAAUUUAUUAAUGCUAUUUUAGUUAAUGCAGUUAAUAAUACAUUUUCGAAAAGCUAAUAAUGCAAAAGUGAACAUUAAUUUUGUAAUUCUUGCAGUGCUAUUGCUUUGAAAUAUUACUUGUUUUUAACCUUAUUUCGGUAGAAAAAUUUUCCUUUCAUUAGCCAUUUCUAAAUGCUUACUCAUGUGUAAAUGAAUUUUGAGUAAAGAGGGUUACAGUAGAAAAUCAGAUAAAUGAACUUAAGCAUCAAGAAAAUUAUGUAGAUAAACAUUAAACAAACUGUGAUUAUGAAUGAAAUUUUUUGUUAGAACAUCAAGUGGUCCACAUCAAUAGUCCUAGAUCUAAACUCUUCAUAGAUUCAACACUUCUGUUGGAUUAUACAUGCUAUUGUCAUACAUAAUCUCCAAGUAAUAAUUUGUGGGAUGAGCCAUAGGUAUCUCUUCUUCAGAAAGGUGGGAAGAGGCAGCUGCAAGAUUAAGUUCCAGUCAUAGUAUGUUUCGGCUACGCGGGACUUGACGUCGAAAGGGACAAUUUCAGGAAACCCACGUAGCUAGGUUACCAUUUUCACUUACUACAAAGACUUGAACGCCAAACACCAAUCGAUUAUCGCUCAGAUUGGGAUCACGUGAGGAUUUCAGAAGCAGAACUUUCAUCUGGUUUGUUGUCUCUACUCGGAAAUGAGGUCAUUUCGGCCGAGACAUUUUCGGUGAAGUUUGAAAAAAUCCCGCGUAGCCGCAACAUUAUUUCCGUAGCUAGGCGGGAUUUCGCUUCAAGCGAGGCUCUUUUUUCUAGGUAACUUCUUUCCCGUUGAAACCAGUGCUACUAGAAUCUCGUUCCUCAAAAAAGUCCCGUCUAGCAGGGACUGUAGCCAUGUGUGAUAACCUCUUUAGAAGUAGCGACAGUCGAUUUAUAUAGAAAUCUAUGGCCAGUACAUAGCAAAAAUGAACAUAGUCCCAUCUAGCGAAAAAACCGUAAUGAACAUUAAAAGUGCAAGAUAUUUAAAUUUUGAAAGGGUUGGAAAAGUCUGCACUGGUAUUAAAUUUUCUUAUACAAUUGGCGCUACACUCGAUUUUUCUUUACGCGGCUCAUAAAUUUCCAUAUGAAAUGAUUUUCGCUUCUACCAGGUUUGCUGUUCCCCCAACAGAAACAAAAAUAAAAUGCUCUUGAAGUAGAACGACCUAAUCCUAUUCUCCUCGAAAGCAAUAGAAUUUUAUUCAUAAUCUUGAUUAAUUUAAGCUUUUAUUUUUGUUCAUAUUAGUUUUAUAUUAGGUUGUUUUUCUUCCAAAUUUAAUACUGAUAUCUCAGAGAAUUAUUGAUCUUUAAAUUAGAGAAAUCAUUCAUAGAUAUCAAUAUCGAUAAAUUUCAUCGUUUUUUUUAAUGGCAACCAAAGUCGUAGAUCAAUCGAUUAUUGGUUUAAUUCUUUUGGAUAUUUUAUAAUACAUUUGAUCUAAAAUGUUUAAAAUUAUGGUUAAAAAGUGCUGUAUUUAUGGGUAAAAAAGGCAGCAACUUUCUGAACAUAUUUAAAUGAUUUCACCAUUAAUUUUCAUCAUCUUAUCUGAACGGUGUUGCUAUUUUUUUUUAUCAUCAUGCGUUUCACUUAACUCAUUAUUCGCUUUCACUACAUUUUCAAUUCCAGACACCUCUUGAAUAGUGAAACUAUUCUGUAUGAUAAUACACGAGCGCGAUAACAAGCUAAUAUUUCAAGAUGCGGUAACAGAACAAAAUCCGAAAAGCGGAAAGGUGGUGGACAGCUUCAUUUUUUUAGGUGAAUGCAGAAAUGUAUCACUUCUCGUCACUGUAAAAUAAAGAUUAGAGAGCAGGAACUUUUGGAAUGUGUAAUCCAUUUUGUUUUAAUUUUUACAUGUCUGGGGUGUUAUCGGAUGUGCGGAUUUGUUUUUAAAGUAAUUCAUUUCAUUCUGUGUAACUAAAGUUGUAUUAAAACAUUUUGAUUUAUGAUGACUCUU
This is a messenger RNA of Stegodyphus dumicola, 7314 nucleotides long. RefSeq lists its product as uncharacterized. NCBI's taxonomy places the organism in Eukaryota, Metazoa, Arthropoda, Arachnida, Araneae, Eresidae. The record is from RefSeq and is a predicted model, not a curated record.